AGAGGUUUAUUGAACGAGUCGCUACUCCAUCCUCAACAUUUUACCGGAACUUUUCUCGGUCGCGAUCAAGGCCUGCUGGUGUUAAGUUCAAGCGUAAGAUUUCCUUCCGUUUGUUGUCAAGAAUCUUCAGCUCUCCAGUGACCAUGACCACCGCACAGGAAUUCAACUUAGGUCACUGUUAUGACUUUGUUAUGAAGUUAGUCGUCGAAUCCUCAAAGGUGAUCCGAAAUGCCAUCCAAGGAGGAAAAACGAUAGAUACAAAGCUGGGAGAUUGGGACUUAGUGACAGAGUAUGACAGACAAGUAGAAGAGAUCCUUAUAUCAGGAUUGUCAACAGAAUUUCCGAACCACAAAUUUAUUGGAGAGGAAACUGUUUCCUCGACAAAUUUUUUGCCAGAACUGACAGAUGCACCCACCUGGAUAAUUGAUCCAAUUGAUGGAACCACAAACUUUAUCCACUCGUUUCCACACACCUGCAUUUCUGUGGGACUUGCUGUCAACAAGGAACUUGAAAUUGGAAUUGUCUACAAUCCAGUAUUAGAGCAAAUGUUCACCGCGAGACGAGGACGUGGAGCUUUUUUAAAUGGAAAACGAAUACAAAGCUCAAAUUGCCAAGAUCUUGCACAAUCUCUUAUCUGCAUCGAGGCUUCGUAUGCAACAAUGGAAGACAUCAGAGAUACAAUUCUUGGUAGGCUUGAAGCUUUCGUUACAAUUGCACAUGGAAUCAGAACAUUGGGUUCUGCAGCUUUAACUUUAUGUUAUGUGGCAAUGGGUGCAACAGAUGUGUAUCAUUCCGAUAACUUAUACCCUUGGGAUGUAGCAGCAGGCGUACUUAUCAUUCGAGAGGCUGGUGGAGUAGUAAUCGACACCAAUGGGGGAGAGUUCAACAUGAUGAAACCUAGAGUAUUAGCAGUUAGUAAUCACAAAUUAGGACAAGAUGUAGUGAAACUAAUCAAACACGCUGACGCUAAAACAUUACAGAAGAAGCGAGCUGUUGAAUGGGAAAAAGAUACCGUCAAACUGAUCGUAAACAGUGAACCUAAAACAGUACAAAAGAGGCGCGCAACUGAAGAAAAUAUUAUUACAAAUGUAAAAACGAAGUCUUAAAUGUAAGCCUAAAUUUAUUUACGGCAUAAUACCUAUUUCUAAAUGUAUUAAAGUAAAGUAAGUGUUCUAAAGAAGCUAUAAUAUUAUGACUAUAAUAUAGGAAUGUGUAUAAUUAUGUAUAAAUUUAAAUAAUGAGUGAUAAAAAUAAAUUUGAGAUGUAA
This is a messenger RNA of Belonocnema kinseyi, 1267 nucleotides long. RefSeq names its product inositol monophosphatase 1-like. Gene Ontology annotation, biological process: phosphatidylinositol phosphate biosynthetic process; inositol metabolic process; signal transduction. The transcript has 5 exons. Gene Ontology annotation, molecular function: inositol monophosphate 1-phosphatase activity. Bases 144 to 1106 code for a protein of 320 amino acids. The record is from RefSeq and is a predicted model, not a curated record. Lineage: Eukaryota; Metazoa; Arthropoda; Insecta; Hymenoptera; Cynipidae.